This is a messenger RNA of Alternaria ethzedia, 225 nucleotides long. RefSeq lists its product as uncharacterized. Gene Ontology annotation, cellular component: cytoplasm. The transcript is spliced from 4 exons. Lineage: Eukaryota; Fungi; Ascomycota; Dothideomycetes; Pleosporales; Pleosporaceae. The record is from RefSeq and is a predicted model, not a curated record. The coding region runs from base 1 to 225 and encodes 74 amino acids.
AUGGUCCUCGGCAAAGUCGCACAUUACGCCUUCGAUGCGGUAUUAAUAUCCGCCUUCCUCGCCGGCGUCCGCCGCUCAACUGGCCUCACUGUGAAGCCAGAUACUUUCGGCGAAAACCCCAGCGCCCAGAAAUGGUUCGAGAGCUACCUCUGGGUCGGCGAGACCGUCAUGGACCAAAGCGUCGCCUUCUUCGGUUCCAGUUCCUACUUUGAGCGCAAGCGAUAG